UAUUAGCAUCAAUACCGGACCAAUUCAUAUAUCAACCCCUACUCGAGCAAUUUAUUCGACCUAUUAGUGAAGGUAUUUUUUCAGAUUUAGCUUUGCUAGAAGGUUUAACCCAAGUAAUUCAAAACGGUAAUUCCGAAUUCUUGGACGAAAAUAGUGCAGAUGGAUUAGUUCAAAUAUUAAAAAUUCUAGCAAAGCGUUUGCAAGAAACCCAUUAUCAAGAGGGUGGGAAUACACUCUAUAAACUCACAGAGGUCAUUUCUUAUCUUUUGGAUGCCAUGGCGGAUAUUAAUAUAACAAGCCUAAGCCGAGAAAAAUUACACGGGCCAUUAUAUGAAAAGCUUCGGGACUUGAGUGAAAGCAACAAUUCUGCGUUAGCCUAUCAAGCAAAGUAUGCUUGUCAGGCAUUGUUGCAUGUACCUAAUGACGAACAACCGUGGCAAAGUAUCAUACGUCGCACCCUUAAUAUAACUGGAGGUGUUUUGGCUAUAGCAAGUUCAAUUAGAACAUUUGAUCCUUCACAAUUAAUUAGUGCAUUCGAAAGCUUCAGUAAGGCAUUCGAAGGAUUACCCGAGGUUAUGAAGAAUAUUCAGGAAAUCUUUGACGGGUGUAUGAGUAUUAGCGAAGCCCUAAAGAUUGAUAGUCUAAAACCCUGGUAUUCGGCUCUUCGAUACACCGACCUUCUUAUUCAGAGCAAUAAAUUGGUUGAGUUGGAAAUAUUUGUAAGAAAGGUUCCUUGCGGCAAGAAGCCAGAAUUUUUGUGGGGUUUUUGCAAACAAUUGGAGCGUCUAGCUAAUACCCACUCAGAUGACAGUAUAAGAAAAAAGGCCUUAGAAUUUUUAGAAGACGUGCAUAAGAAUACAGCUGACUGGGGUCCUCAUUGCCCGUAUCCUCAAGAUGGUCAGUUGUUGUCGAAGUUUUCUGUGCCACUGUCAGAAACUCCUUUUCCAACCUCCCUGUUAGAUGCCGUCCAGAAGCGUCCUGCUGUUAAAAAAGAUUUACUGAAACUUAAACAAAAAGAUUUACGGAAACUUGAAGAUAAUGAGGAUAAAAACUUAAAUAUCAACGAUAUUUAUAUUGACCCCCAAGGGAAAUUUUCUAUUAAUGAUACGGUCACCUUUCCAUUACUUGACAAGGUUAAUGAACUUUUACAAGAUCCUAGAAAGAAAAUAUUGCUCUUGUUAGGUGAUCCGGGUGCAA
Molecule: messenger RNA, 1197 nt
Organism: Acaulospora colombiana
Lineage: Eukaryota; Fungi; Glomeromycota; Glomeromycetes; Diversisporales; Acaulosporaceae
Source: the annotation of a GenBank genome assembly